Molecule: messenger RNA, 1538 nt
Organism: Microbotryum saponariae
Lineage: Eukaryota; Fungi; Basidiomycota; Microbotryomycetes; Microbotryales; Microbotryaceae
Source: the annotation of a GenBank genome assembly
AUGAUCGCCGUCGAUCUCGCUCGUACUCGCGCGUCGGGUAGUCUGGGCGAUGAGUGAAGCUGACGUGAAGUAGCAAUUUCUUUCCCCAGUCCUUCUCACCGGAGCCUCAGGUACGUCACAAUCUCCCGACCCGGCCCAGUGAUCCCAAACUGAUCGCUUCCCCACCCAUCCGUCCUGCAGGUUUCCUCGCCGCGCACGUCGGCCAACAAUUGCUCCAGCGCGGAUUCCGAGUCCGAGGAACGGUCCGUUCCCAGGCCAAGGGCGAGUAUCUCAAGAAGUUGUACGAGAAGGAUGGCAAGGCGGAUCGGUUCGACUUUGUGAUUGUUGAGGAUGUUGAGCAGGUACGCUUCGCCUACAAGGCAUGGGGUUGCUGAACGGGGAAUAAAGUACUGACGAUGCAGAUUCUGGCUUGGAUGUGGGUGUAACAGGAAGGUGCUUUCGAUGAAGCUGUCAAGGGCGUCGAUGCAGUCGCAUACACGGCCAGUCCGUUCCACUUCAACGUCACCGACCCCCAAAAGGACUUGAUCAACCCUGCCGUCCAGUCAGUACAUAAGCCCAGGCUGGAGCAAUGCCGCUUCAAGAGAACGACGGAGUCUGACUCGUUUGCUCGUGGGCUCUACCAGGGGAACCUUGAACCUCGUGCGUUCGGCUCUGCUCGAACCCAAGAUCAAGCGCGUCGUCAUCACCUCAUCCUUCGCGGCCGUGACCAACCCUUACGAUCCUGUUUACACAUUCACGGAGGAAGACUGGAACGAGUUCUCACCCAAGGAGUUGGAGAAGAAGGGCAAGGACUGUGACCCAUUCCGUGAGUUUGGAUGAGGCAGAGUUUUCGACAGGAAGAAAGGAGCUGAGCGCUAAUGCUGCGGUGUACGAUGUGUAUAUAUAGACUCGUACCGUGCUUCCAAGACUUUGGCCGAGAAAGCGGCUUGGGACUUCCUCAAGGAGAACACCAAGGACGGCAAAGCGCCUUUCGACAUUGCGACGAUCAACCCUCGUGAGUCGAACGUAGCGACACAGAAAGGCAGCCCAGUUGCGAACAGCCGGACUGAUCCUUUUGUAUUUUACUUCUUUUUUUUUGCUCUCAAGCUUUGAUCUUUGGUCCCGUGAUCCAUGAGAUCCAUUCGGCAAAAUCGCUCAACACCUCCGUCGGAGUCUUCUACUCCUACCUCCUCGGUGACAAGACGAGCGAGGACGCGACCAAGCCCGCUGGACUCUUGGUCGAUGUUCGUGAUGUAGCUUUGGCGCAUGUCCUCGCUUUGGAGAAGGAAGAAGCCGGAAACAAGAGGUUCCUGGUCUCCAAGAAGGAAUUCGUGUACCAAGAUAUCUUGGACCUGCUCGAAGGUUCGGAACAGGGGAAGAAAUUGUUGAGCGAGUUCCCCAAAGCGACUAAGAGUGGAAAGGGGGAUGUCAAGGGGGUGAAGCAGAAUUUGAUCGAUACGACGAGGAUGGAGACGGUGUUGGGAUUGAAGGCGAGGAGUGUGGAGGAGACGGUCUUGGACAUGACGAGGAGCUUGGCGGAGAGGCAGAAGGAGUGGUGA